AUGUUUUUCUUUUUUGCAGGAGGGUUAGAACAACAAGUCCGACAGGUGGUGAAAUCCGGUGUGGGAAAGUGCAUCAACUGCGGUUCACGCGCUGAUCUUGUUGAAUACGACAAAGUUCUGAAGCUAUUUUUCGUUCCCGUUUGGCGGUGGCCCGGGAAGGACAAUCUCUUGUAUUGCCAAGACUGCAAGUUUUUGUUUCCGCAAUCUUAUUCUCUUCCUCCGCCGUCGAACGGUGGUUCUACGUUGCCGGACGCCUUGAAAUGUCGGUACUGUGAUCGGAAAGUGGGGGCUGAUUUCACGUUUUGUCCUUACUGUGGUACUCAACUGUAA
Messenger RNA from Lathyrus sativus (Indian pea), 330 nucleotides. The record is from the annotation of a GenBank genome assembly. NCBI's taxonomy places the organism in Eukaryota, Viridiplantae, Streptophyta, Magnoliopsida, Fabales, Fabaceae.